AUGGACUCCAAGAUUCUGCUUGUGUUGUGUGUGGCUGGUGUGGUCGCUGGAGACAAGCGCCCGACCUUCUACGGACCUCCUCAGUUUUCUUCUGAGGAAAGCGGUCCAGUUCGGUACAGCUUCAACUGGGCUGUCGAUCACGACCCCUCAGGCAACGAGUUCGGUCACCAGGAGAGCCGCGACAACGACAACACCAAGGGGUCGUACAGCGUACAGCUCCCCGAUGGCCGUCUGCAGACUGUGACUUACUACGUGGACGGUGACUCAGGCUACGUGGCUGACGUCCAGUACCAGGGAGAAGCUCGCUACCCUGACUCUGAUGAAGUCAGGUCUUACGCCCCUCCAAGACCAACAUAUGGAUAAGACCAUCUCUCAGACCA
Molecule: messenger RNA, 380 nt
Organism: Cherax quadricarinatus
Lineage: Eukaryota; Metazoa; Arthropoda; Malacostraca; Decapoda; Parastacidae
Product: pro-resilin-like
Cellular component (GO): extracellular matrix
Source: RefSeq, a predicted model, not a curated record